Molecule: messenger RNA, 3396 nt
Organism: Ilex paraguariensis (yerba mate)
Lineage: Eukaryota; Viridiplantae; Streptophyta; Magnoliopsida; Aquifoliales; Aquifoliaceae
Source: the annotation of a GenBank genome assembly
UGUACCACAGCCUUCUCUCUCUCUCUCUCUCUCUCUCUCCUGUUCAUCUUUCUAAACCAUUACAAUGCCCCCCAUCUUCCUCCUCCUCCUUCUCUGCCUCUUCUUAUCCUGCGCACCCCACCCAUCAUCCUCAAUCACCGCUACCGCCAUUGCCACCCACAACCGCCGCAUACUCCACCAGCCCUUUGUCCCACUAGACUCCCUACCGCCAUCCCAACCACCAUCCCCUUCACCCCCAACACCCAAAAUCCCAUUUUCUACUUCUACACCUGAUCAGCAGCAACCUUUUUUCCCAAACUACCCCUCCCCACCACCACCGCCAUCUCCACCUUCUUCCUCCUCCUUUGCCUCUUUCCCGGCCAACAUCUCCUCUCUCAUCGUCCCUCAAUCUUCUAAACCCAAAACCGUCUCCUCUAAGCUCAUUGCCACCGCAGUCGCUGCCGUUUUCGCCGCCGUCACUGUCAUUGCCAUCGUUAUUAUUCUACAAAUUCGUAAGCGAAGACACCAAACUUUUAACGAUGACAAGACUUACAGAUCCAAUACCAGUAAUCAAUCGAGCUAUGGUAACGUUAGAAGAAGUACCAGUGGGAUUCCAAAGCUGCAAAGACCUUCACAUACCAGCGCUGAGUUUCUUUAUCUUGGUACUCUGGUCAAUUCUCAGAAUGUCGUCGAAGGGCAUUCUCAUCAAAAUGGUCUUAGUAGUGGUGGUGGUGACAAUGGAAAUUCAACGAAACUGGACUCGCCGGAGCUCAGCCCAUUGCCGCCGCUUAGUGGUCAGAGUUUGAGGCAGAAUUACAGUAAUGCUCAAGGUGGGGACGAGGAAGAUGACGAGUUUUACUCUCCGAAAGGGUCUUUGACGGGUCGUGAGAGUUCAAUCGGCACUGGAUCUGCUUCGAGGAGGGCGAUUGCUGCUUUAGAGGCGGAGAAUUUCGCAGAGAGGAGUGGUAGGUCAGGCUCUUCUUCAUACUCCCCGUCGAGUUCGUGUUCGCCGGUGAGGUCAGUGUCCUUGAGCAUCUCUCCUCCGGUCAGUUUGAGUCCGAAAAAUUCGAGGCCGAAGUCGCCGGAAUUGGCUCCGGUUCAGACUGCUCCACCGCCGCCGCCACCACCUCCACCCUCGGCUCUCGUAGGGUCAUUGGUUAAUAUGAAGGAAUCUGCGUCCCCGUCGCCGCCUUCUUCAUCAUCUCCGGAGAGAGAUUUAAGGCAAAGUCAGGAUUCAUCACCGAGAUUAUCAAAUCUUUCAGAUCAGAUUUCAAAUUCUCCGGCUAGAGGUUUAAGGAAAAGCCAGGACUCAUCCCCGAGACUAUCAAAUGUUUCGGAUGAAAUUUCACAUUCCCCAGCCAGAGGUUUGAGGAAAAGCCAGGAUUCAUCACCGAGAUUAUCAAACGUUUCAGAUCAAAUUUCACAUUCUCCGGCUAGCGAUUUAAGGAAAAGCCAACAUUCCUCACCCAGAAUAUCAAAUUUUUCUGAUCGAAAUUCAUAUUCUCCGGCGAGAAUCAGUAGUUCUAUUCAGCAGGAUGUGUCCGUUUCUUUUCCAUCACCAUCACCACCGCCUCCGCCGCCGCCUGUUUCUGUUCCACCACGGUUAGUUUCUAUACCGCCACCACCUCCACCACCGCCACUGAGGCACUGGGAAAGCCCCAGAACUCCUACCCCACCAGCUCGGGAGCAAAUAGUUAAGCCACCAGUUCUUAUAACUCCUUUGAAUCCUAGUGUCCAAAGUCAAACAUUGAUUUCUCCAAUAGAAUUGCCUCCCAACUUGGAAAAUGAUCAGAAAAAUGAGCAGACUCCCAAACCAAAAUUGAAGCCAUUGCAUUGGGAUAAAGUAAGGGCGAGUUCCGACCGUGAAAUGGUGUGGGAUCAGCUAAAAUCGAGCUCAUUCAAAUUGAAUGAAGAAAUGAUUGAAUCAUUGUUUGUUGUCAAUACUCCAAGUUCAAAUCCUAAUGAAAUGACCCGACGCCCGGUUCUUUCAUCUCUGAGCCAAGAGAAUAGGGUACUUGAUCCAAAGAAAUCGCAGAACAUUGCAAUUCUACUGAGGGCACUGAAUGUGACAAUAGAGGAAGUUUGUGAGGCCCUUUUAGAUGGGAAUGCGGAUGCACUUGGAACUGAGCUUCUUGAGAGUUUAUUGAAGAUGGCUCCGACUAAAGAAGAAGAACGUAAGUUGAAAGAGUACAAAGACGAUUCACCAUUCAAACUUGGUCCUGCUGAGAGGUUUUUGAAGGCAGUGCUUGAUAUUCCUUUUGCAUUCAAAAGGGUGGAUGCAAUGCUCUACAUGUCCAACUUUGAGUCUGAGAUCGAGUACCUCAAAAAGUCAUUUGAAACUUUAGAGGCAGCCUGUGAAGAACUGAGGAACAGUAGGAUGUUUUUAAAGCUUCUAGAAGCUGUACUAAAGACUGGGAAUCGAAUGAAUGUUGGGACUAACCGUGGAGAUGCUCAUGCCUUCAAGCUUGACACACUCCUCAAGCUUGUUGAUGUCAAAGGUGCUGAUGGGAAAACCACUCUUUUGCAUUUUGUUGUUCAGGAGAUAACAAGAAGUGAAGGUGCACGUCUUGCUGGUACCAACCAAAAUCCAACAUCCACAGUCAAUGACGAUGUUAAAUGCAGGAAGCUUGGUCUGCAGGUUGUUUCUGCUCUCUGUUCAGAGCUCACAAAUGUGAAGAAAGCUGCUGCUAUGGAUUCAGAAGUGCUUAAUGGUGAUGUCUUGAAGCUUUCUAAAGGAAUUGGGAACAUUGCCGAGGUUGCACGAUUAAAUGAUACAAUGGUGUCCGAUGGAAAAAGCAGGAGAUUUUCUGAGUCGGUGAACAUGUUUACAAAAAUGGCUGAGGAGGAGAUUAUAAGGAUUCAAGCCCAGGAGAGCGUUGCUCUUUCUCUAGUUAAGGAGAUAACUGAAUAUUUCCAUGGGAACUCAGCCAAGGAAGAAGCUCAUCCUUUCAGAAUCUUCUUGGUCGUGAGGGACUUCCUUACUGUUCUUGAUCGUGUCUGCAAGGAAGUUGGUAUGAUAAAUGAGCGAACCAUAGUCAGUUCUGCCCAUAAAUUUCCAGUUCCAGUGAAUCCUACGCUACAGCCAGUUUCUACUAGUUUUCCUGGAAGAGUCCAUUACAGUUCCUCUGAUGAUGAGACCUCGUCUCCUUAAGAGGUUAUGGCUCAAAACAGGUGACAUUUUUGUCGAUUCAGAAGCUUGUCCUGGGAAGUGCCUGUCGAAAAUUUAGAUAUUUGCAUUUUCAUUUUUGUACUUACAUAGGUCCAUGUAAAAAAAUUUCAACAUUAUAUCAUCCCAUAGAUAUAUAUAGAGGUUAUUUUCUUUUGACAGAAUAACGCAGUGGCCUCUGAAUGGUCAAUUGACUGGUAAACUUGUAAAUAGCUUUGAUCUAGUGAUGCUAUUCAGUUUAACAAGCAGAU